AUGAAUUUCUCCAAGGUUCUUUCGAAAGAGAUUAAGAAGAAGAGGAAAGGAAAAGGUGUUGAGAGAGGCGACAAGAGGAGAAGAUCAGAGAAGGGGGAUGGUCAGAAUUAUAAUAGUAAAAAAGUGGUCGAUGGCGCUGGCGUUAUCGAGUGUGAACGAGGAGUUGUGGGCAGUGACACAAAUGGGAAUGUGAAUACGAAUAGUGACGAGACGGCUGCAGCUGGUGGCGAAAGAACAGACAUAUCUGCUACUGCUGCAGGCGGCCAGGACAACAAAGACGACGCUGCCGCCUCCAAAAAUGCAGAUGCUACAACUGGGCUCCAGGUUCAACAACAACUACGAAUCAAUGCCAAGCGGGAACGGUACCGGCAGCAGGCGGCAAAGGAGGCUGCUAUUGACCCCCAAUUCUGCCUCGACCAAAUCUCCGCUAUCCACAAACACAAACUUGUGGUGCAACUCCGAGUCUACAUUAAAAGUCUCGUACACCAGUGGGAAAAAGCCACCGAAGCGCUUCCGCCAGAUUCUCCCCAGCACGAGUUACUCCUCGAUACAAAGAAGAACUUGGUGCCGUUACUCUACAAACUCCGAAGUGACGGUCUCACUGAUGAUAUGGUGGUGUCUCUCAGCACUAUCUGCUAUUAUCUUCAACACCGCCAGUUUCGCCCGGCAAACGAGAGUUACAUGAAACUAAGCAUCGGAAAUGUGGCCUGGCCUAUCGGGGUGCUCCACGUCGGGAUCCAUGCUAGAAGUGCUUCCCUGAGGAUUACUGGUGAGAAACUGGCUGCAAAUAUCAUGAUAGACGAUAAGACCCGGCGAUGGAUCACCGCGGUGAAGAGAUUGAUAACGUUUCUGGAGACCUACGAUGUGGUUCAAGAUACUGGUAUCGGUGGUGCUGACUAGGAUGUGUGAUGUGUGGAUAUUUUAUUAGUAUACACUGAGGGAGUAGUUAACAGGGCUUGUACCCUAAUAACCAUUUGUGACUGCGCGCGCCCUGUGCCAGUGGGUUUUUCUUCCACAUCGCUUUCGAAAUUUAAUUUUCUGGUUUACAGUAUUAGAUACAUUAAAGAUGGCCAGAGAAAUCAAAGACAUCAAGGAAUUCGUUGAAUUAGCCAGAAGAGCCGACGUCAAGUCUGCUGUUGUCAAGGUCAACAAGAAGAUCAAUGCCAACGGUAAGAAGUUCAAGCAAACCAAGUUCAAGGUUAGAGGUACCAGAUACCAAUACACCUUGGUUGUCAACGAUGCCGGUAAGGCCAAGAAGUUGCAACAAUCCUUGCCACCAACCUUGAGCAUCAAGAACUUGUAAGUUUGUGGCUUGCGAAGCGCCAUGUAAAUUAACUUUCCAUUUUUAUUUUAACGGUUAUAUCUAUAGCUUAAUACAAGAUAAUAAUUAUCUUAGAUUGAGGAGAUGUUGAACAACACCUAAAGAACAUCUUCCAUGUCGUCAUCCUCUUCCUCUUCUUCUUGGUCGUUAUUGUCAUUAUGGUUGAUAUCCAACCCGGCCUUGGCUGCCCGUUCGGCAUCUCUCAACUUCUUAUACUCAGGUUUUAAAUUGUACUUCGAGGUAUAAGGCCCCUUUUUGAUGAGGUUGGCUAUGGAGUCCAAUGACUCUUUCAAGUACGACUCGGGCUGCUUGGUUCUCUCUCUCAAGCCCUUGAUGGACCAGUAUUCAUAUUCUUCGAAUAAUCUGAACAAUAAGUCCAACAAGUCCUUCUGGGGCAUUCUGAUGGCCCUGCCCUCAUUUUUGUUCUUGUUGGUAUUGGGCUUGAGAAACACAUUGGUGCCUCUGCCCUUAAACGAGGGCCCGGCGUUGGACUGCAGCACGCCCGGAAUCUCGUCCAAUAAAACCACCUUAGGCCGGACUUUUUCCUUUUGGAUCGUGUGUUUUCUGGCCGCAUAGUCCUUGGCCCGUUUGUCGGUGAUGGAAGGUCUUAUCUGGCAAUCGUGGCAGAUUUUGCCGCAUAAGGCGGUCUUUUUGGGGAUGGUUUUCACAAACGGAACCGCAUCUGGGUUUUGAUUUUGGUUCUGACCAUUUCCGAAACGGUUGUACCGUCUUUGACGGUAGUCUUCCUCAACCUCUGGGGUCUUCUCAAUGGGCCGGUCGCUACUCAACUCGGUGUUUUCGGCUUUGAAUCGCUGAAGGUUCUCUUCCGAAAACACAUACGAGUUUCUCACCUGGGUGUUGAGAAUGGAGAUAUCAUAUUCCUGGGGAAUCUCGUCGUUGGCAGUGGAAUCAUCCACCACCAACUUGACCUCAAGCUUCUUGUGGCCGUUGGCGGUGGUGUUUCUGAUCUUGACUCUCCCGAGCUGUUUGCCCAUCAAGUUGGGGUUCUGCCACUUUGUGGCAAGGUAUUUGGGUAACUUGACCAACCAGAUUUUCUGGUUGCCGUUGGUGAGAUCCAUGUCCAAGGACUCGCCCUUUUCAAGAUAAUCUUCAGGGUCCGACAUGAGUUCGGGCUCAUCGACCUUGUCUCCAUUGUCUUCCUGUUUAAUUUCUUGCUUGACGUUGCUCAUGGGAGAAGAUGAAUGUGG
Yamadazyma tenuis ATCC 10573 is the source of this 2529-nucleotide messenger RNA. RefSeq names its product mRNA splicing protein. Gene Ontology annotation, biological process: RNA splicing; generation of catalytic spliceosome for second transesterification step. The record is from RefSeq and is a predicted model, not a curated record. Gene Ontology annotation, cellular component: U5 snRNP; U2-type post-spliceosomal complex; U4/U6 x U5 tri-snRNP complex. Lineage: Eukaryota; Fungi; Ascomycota; Pichiomycetes; Serinales; Debaryomycetaceae.